AACAGAAACGUCUACCGGAUGAGAGGCCAUCCAAUCCUAAUCAAGAUGGAAAACCAGAUGAUGAGAUUGUGAGAGAGAAAUUAACAAGUGAGUCACCUGCUAGUCAGAGUCAAGUUUUGCAGAAAGAAACAGUAGAAAUGAAUGAGACACCUUCUUCUCCAAUAGCUCCAAAGAGUAUUGAAACUCCCGUUUAUACUCCAAGUCAGACUCAGCAGAUUGAGAGAGAGCCAUCGGAUGACACGCCUGCCCUUGAUACUCAAGUUUUUACUCCUAAUCUGACAAAAGAGAGGGAAACACAAACCUCUACUGAUGAAACGCCACCCAAAACUAAUCAAGAAGAAGGAAAACCAGAUGAUGAGAUUGUGAUUGAGUCACCUGCUGCUCAGACUCAAGUUUUGCAAAAAGAAACACUGGAAAUGAAUGAGACACCUUCUUCUCCAAUAUCUCCAAAGAGUAUUGAGGCUCAAGUUUUUACUCCAAUUCAGAAACAGCAGACGGUAACAGAGGAAACGUAUGAGGCUACACAGCCAUUGACUGAGAUCAUUUCAGCAAACAAUAAAAAGGAGGAUACACAUGCUGUGCAUCACACACCUUCCUCUCCAUUGUCUUCACUAAUUGCACUAGUUAUUGAAGAAAAUAAGAAUGCUUUGAGUGAGACAGAAACUGCGACCCAAUAUUUUUCUCCAAGUGAAGGAGAGCAUACACAAUCAAGCAGAAAGAAUCAAGCAGAAGAAUAUCUCAAGGAUACUACAGAACCUACUACUGAGCUAGUUUCCACAGAUGUUUCGAAAACACAGCCUCUUACUCCGCAAACACAGCACCUUCAGACAAGUGAGGGAGAUCAAUCCAAUGAGACACCAUCAGAGCAGAAUCAAGCAGAAGAAAAUCUCAAGGAUACUACAGAACCUACUACUGAGCUAGUUUCCACAGAUGUUUCGAAGAUGCCGCCUAUUACUCAGCAAACAGAGCAUCUUCAGACAAGUGCUAUAGAUUUUUCAGAAACAAACGAGGUUGAAGUAAGCAGGCUUCUAGCUCACUUUCAAAUAGGCGCAGAGGUUGAGAUUUUGUCUACUGAUGACGAAAUAUGGUAUCCAGGAAAGGUUGUUGAUCUUAAACUGUGUGAAGGACUAGAGGAGCUGACAGUUGAGUACACGACACUCUUCACAGACCAACAUAGACUUCAGAAACUUCAGGAUACUAUCACGGCUGACAAAAUACGUCCUGCAACACCAACUAGUGACCAAAAAUCCUUUGAGAUGAUGGAUAAGGUAGAAGCCUUCUACAACAAUGGCUGGAGCAGCGGACAAAUUAGCAUGGUACUUGGUGAUAACACAUACUCGGUGUGUCUCUAUACUUCUAUGGAAACUAUUCUAUUCAAACAUUCAGAUUUGCGAAUUCAUAGAGAAUGGAAAGAUGGAGUCUGGAAGAUGGCAGAUAAGGUGAAGCCUGAUAAGAAAAGGAAAGCUGCUGCCUCAUCACAAAAUUCAGGAAUGGAUAAUGUUUUCCUAAGAAGGAGCGAGAGGGUGCCUAAACGAUCUAGAGACACAAAAACUCCAUUCAAGUCUGACAGAAAUCCGGCUUUAACUGUAAUACCUGAGAUUAUACCUGCAGUUGAUCCGUUUUCAACUCCUGCGGAACAUAAGCUUUCAAGGCUUCAAAAUUGGAUGACAUUAAAGCCCGGCAUGCAUGAAACGUCCCUAUCAAUCAAUGAUAAUAAGAUAAGGAAAUCUUUCUUUCAAAGCAUGGAAAAUGCAAAAAGGACCUUAAGAAAGAGCACAUUGAUGGAGCCUUUGCAAUGCUAAAUUGCAGAAGAAAUGAGAAUGCUGCUUGGUUCCACAACUACAAGAUUCCAAAGGCGUGCUUCCUACCUAUGGAGUUCUUGCAUUGCUUGCUCUCUGAUGAUUUGGCUUACAAGAAAGAAAAGGUCAAAGGUAAAAAGAUUUUCAACGAUUUAUUUAAAGAUACUGUGAGAGGGAAGGUAUAUCCGAGCAG
Messenger RNA from Brassica rapa (field mustard), 1992 nucleotides. RefSeq lists its product as uncharacterized. The record is from RefSeq and is a predicted model, not a curated record. Lineage: Eukaryota; Viridiplantae; Streptophyta; Magnoliopsida; Brassicales; Brassicaceae.